Messenger RNA from Nematolebias whitei (Rio pearlfish), 1447 nucleotides. RefSeq names its product molybdenum cofactor synthesis 3 (gene mocs3). Bases 1 to 1416 code for a protein of 471 amino acids. Gene Ontology annotation, cellular component: cytosol; cytoplasm. Gene Ontology annotation, molecular function: URM1 activating enzyme activity; thiosulfate-cyanide sulfurtransferase activity; adenylyltransferase activity. The transcript is spliced from 13 exons. NCBI's taxonomy places the organism in Eukaryota, Metazoa, Chordata, Actinopteri, Cyprinodontiformes, Rivulidae. The record is from RefSeq and is a predicted model, not a curated record. Gene Ontology annotation, biological process: protein urmylation; tRNA wobble position uridine thiolation.
AUGGCCCAGGAAGUGUGCAGCUUAAAGGCUCAGCUGGAGGAGAAAGAAAAAGAGAUUUCUGUUUUGAAGAAGAAGUUGGCACAGCUGGAAAUGAAGGGUCAUGGACCAGAACUGACGCUAAGUAACAAAGCAGAGCCACUCAGCCCGCUGACAGCUAAACCAAGGCUCAGCAACGAGGACAUCAUGCGGUACAGCAGGCAGCUCCUUCUGCCUGAGCUCGGUGUUAAAGGUCAGCUGAAUUUAUGCAAGACAUCAGUGCUGAUUGUGGGCUGUGGUGGACUAGGUUGUCCUCUGGCCCAGUAUCUGGCAGCAGCAGGCAUUGGGCGCCUCGGCCUGUUAGACUACGACGAAGUGGAGCUCAGUAACCUGCACAGGCAGGUGCUUCAUGGGGAGGAGGACCAGGGCCAGGUCAAGGCUCUGUCUGCUGCUGGUUCAGUUAAAAGGCUAAAUUCUUCUGUAGAGUGUAUUCCUUACCACCUGCAGCUCACGCCGGAAAACGCCUUGCAGCUCAUUCAGCAGUACGACAUCGUGGCUGAUUGUUCAGACAACGUCCCCACUCGUUACCUGGUGAACGACGCUUGUGUGAUCAGCGGCAAACCUCUUGUGUCAGCGAGUGCCUUGCGAAUGGAGGGGCAGCUGACAGUGUAUAACUACAAAGGAGGCCCCUGCUACAGAUGUCUAUACCCGGUUCCCCCACCCCCAGAGACUGUAACUAACUGUUCUGAUGGAGGAGUGUUAGGAGUAGUUCCAGGUAUAAUGGGCAGCUUCCAAGCUCUAGAGGUUCUUAAAAUUGCCUCGGGGCAAGGCUCUUCCUGCAGUCAGCACCUGCUGAUGUUUGACGCUCAGGAUCUCAGAUUCAGAUCCAUCAGGCUACGGCCCAAACAGGCUGGCUGUGCGGUGUGUGGAGAAAAUCCCAGCGUGACCCGGCUAAUAGACUAUGAGGCUUUCUGUGGGUCUGCUGCCACAGAUAAGUGUCGAAAGCUUAACCUCCUGUCCAGUGAUCAGAGGAUCACCGUCCAGGAAUAUAAAUCCGUCGUGGACGACUCUUCACCACAUAUCUUACUGGAUGUUCGCCCUCUUGUGGAAGUGGAGAUAUGCCACUUGCCCUUCUCUCUCAAUAUCCCCCUCUCCAGUUUAGAAGAUAGAAAGAGUGAAGAUAUCCAGUUACUCCAGGAGAGAAUCAGCCAGCUGAAACAGCAGAUGGCAGGUGACAGCCAGCCAGCAGCUUUCUUUCUCGUUUCUCUGUGGUUUCUUCCAGUUUAUGUGCUUUGUAAGCAAGGUAACGACUCUCAGAAGGCGGUGCAGGUUCUGGAGAAGAUGAGCGGAUCAGAGGUGGACACAGUCUCAGUCAAAGACAUCUGCGGAGGACUCGUGGCUUGGGCAAUGAAAAUAGAUCCAACAUUUCCACAGUACUGAAGCGUUUUAAAUCUUUUUCUGCUAAUAAACG